Zingiber officinale is the source of this 2642-nucleotide messenger RNA. RefSeq names its product transport inhibitor response 1-like protein Os04g0395600. Lineage: Eukaryota; Viridiplantae; Streptophyta; Magnoliopsida; Zingiberales; Zingiberaceae. Gene Ontology annotation, biological process: SCF-dependent proteasomal ubiquitin-dependent protein catabolic process. Gene Ontology annotation, cellular component: SCF ubiquitin ligase complex. Bases 539 to 2266 code for a protein of 575 amino acids. Gene Ontology annotation, molecular function: protein binding. The record is from RefSeq and is a predicted model, not a curated record. The transcript is spliced from 5 exons.
GGUUGGAGGGGGUGCAGAGAGGCGUUGAAGUGCGAGCAAAAAGGAGCAGAGAGAAAGAGAGGGGAGAGAGAGUAGGGAAUUGGAAGCUGAGGUCUGGCCUCCUCUCUCUCUCCUCCCCCCCGUUCUAGAUCGUCAGUUCGUCACGCCUCUGUUUUUCUUCUUUUUGUCUAGUUGUUUUCUUCGAUUUACUGCGCUGUUCUAGUGAUGCAUUUGUCUCGCUUGUUUUAGGGUUUUUUUUGUUCUGUUUUUUUGAGAUCUUGUGUUUUUUUUUCCCGUGUGAUUUGUGUGUGUUUCGCCCCCAAUUUGCUGCUGGUGUGUUCCCGAUGUGAUCCGGAGGAAAAAAAGAUGUUUUUUUGUUUGAUAUACCACCUCCGAAUGAUCCUCUGUGAUUUUAUUCGUAAAGGAGGGAUUGUUUUUACUAUUUCUGGAGCAGAUCUACGUUCGUUUGCAUGUGAAGCUGGAGCUGCUGGAAAAAGCUACAUCAAAGCUUGAGGAGGAGAGGAAGGUGCAAAGGAAAGUCUUUCCUGGCUGUGGAGCUAUGACUUACUUCCCGGAUGAGGUGGUGGAGCACAUCUUUGACUUCCUGAGCUCCCACCGAGACCGUAAUAAUGUGUCGACAGUGUGCAAGGCAUGGUAUUUGGUGGAGAGGCUCAGCCGCCGGUGUGUAUUCGUCGGCAACUGCUACGUCUUGCGGCCUGAACGAGUAAUGGCCAGGUUCCCUAGAAUGAAGUGCCUCACUGUCAAGGGGAAGCCCCAUUUUGCUGAUUUCAAUCUGGUUCCCCACGAUUGGGGAGGCUAUGCGCUACCGUGGAUUGAGGCGGCUGCCCGAUGUUGCCCUGGUUUGGAUGAGCUCCGACUGAAGAGGAUGGUGGUGUCGGACGACAGCCUUGAGGUUCUAGCCCGCUCUUUCCCCAACUUUAAGGCCCUUGUUCUAAUUAGCUGCGAGGGUUUCAGCACUGAUGGACUUGCUGCGAUUGCUACUCACUGCAGGGGUCUUAGGGAGCUAGAUUUACAGGAAAAUGAAGUGGAAGAUCAUGGUCGGCAGUGGCUGAGUUGCUUCCCUGAUUCCUGUACUUCAUUGGUAUCUCUAAAUUUUGCAUGUCUAAAAGGAGAGGUGAAUACAAGUGCUCUUGAGCGACUUGUUGCUAGGUGCCAGAAUCUAAGGUGCUUGAAGCUUAAUCGAGCAAUAUCUAUUGAGUCACUUAUCAGGAUACUUGCCCAAGCCCCCAGUUUGGUGGAACUUGGAACCGGCUCAUUCACAGCUGACCACCUCACUGAAGCUUACCAGAAUCUAAUUAAUGCCUUCUACAGAUGCAAAUCUAUAAGGAAUUUGUCAGGUUUCUGGGAUGCUUCUCCUCGCUGUUUGCAGUCCAUAUAUUCCAUCUGUUCAAACCUUACUGUUCUUAACUUAAGCUAUGCCCCUGCGAUCCAGUGUAAUGAUCUAAUAAAGAUGAUUCGUCACUGUUUCAAACUUCAAAAACUUUGGGUAUUAGAUUGCAUAGGAGACAAAGGAUUAGCAGUUGUGGCCUCUGCCUGUAAAGAGUUACAGGAGUUGAGGGUAUUUCCGUCUGAUAUCUCUGGUACUGGCAUUGCUGCUGUGACUGAAGAAGGCCUUGUUGCUAUAUCUUCAGGCUGCCCAAAGUUGAAUUCUUUACUGUAUUUCUGCCACCAGAUGACAAAUGCUGCACUGAUCACUAUUGCAAACAACUGUCCCCAUUUCACACGGUUCAGGCUGUGUAUUCUUGAUCCCAGAAAGCCAGAUCCCAUCACUAAUCAUCCAUUGGAUGAAGGUUUUGGAGCAGUUGUGAAGUCGUGCAAAGAUCUGAAGAGAUUAUCAUUAUCAGGCCUUCUAACUGACAAGGUUUUCUUGUAUAUAGGCAUGUAUGCUGCACGUCUAGAGAUGCUUUCAAUUGCAUUUGCUGGAGAUAGUGAUAAAGGAAUGGUUUACGUGCUCAAUGGAUGCAAGAAUCUUAAAAAGCUUGAAAUAAGAGAUAGUCCUUUUGGUGAUGCGGCACUUUUGGAGAAUGUAGGGAAGUAUGAAACAAUGCGAUCCCUUUGGAUGUCAUCUUGUGAUGUUACUCUAGGGGGUUGCAGGGCACUUGCCACAAAGAUGCCAAGAUUGAAUGUUGAAGUUAUAAACGAGAUGGAUGAAAAUGAUGAGAUGGUGGAAAAUCCCAGUGACAUGCAUAGGGUGGAGAAGAUGUAUGUUUAUCGAAGUCUGACCGGGCCAAGGAACGAUGCACCAGAAUUUGUCUGGAUAUUUUAGAGUUCUUCACCUCAGGAUCAUGAGUAUUAGUAGCACAUAAGAAGCAUUCAGCAUUCUAGGAGGCAUGGAUAAACUGGAGGGUGGUCAGUUCCAGGAUAAGCUUGUCAUGUGGAGUGUCUUUUCCUUUCUGCAAUGUGCUUGAAGCCCGUCAUUCCUACUAUUAACCCUUUUUGUGUUAGGUAUUAUUUCUCAGAACAGAAGACACCAUCUAUUCUUUUCUAUCUCAAUGUUUCCCUGCACAAUCUACCAAAACACUUCUUGGUUGGUUUUCACCAAGUCAGGUCCCAAAGUUCAGAUUAUGAAAAUAAUUGUUAUAUUUAGUUAUACACUGUCAGGUUGUAGGUUGAUUAAGAAUCCACUUGUUACUUGUGAGUUA